Molecule: messenger RNA, 665 nt
Organism: Dentiscutata erythropus
Lineage: Eukaryota; Fungi; Glomeromycota; Glomeromycetes; Diversisporales; Gigasporaceae
Source: the annotation of a GenBank genome assembly
UACAAGAAUCAUGUAUUGAUUUAGUUGGUCGUAUCGCCGAUCGAGGAGCGGAAUUUGUUAGUGCACGUGAAUGGAUGCGUAUAUGUUUCGAAUUAUUGGAUAUGCUUAAAGCUCAUAAAAAAGGUAUUCGACGAGCCACCGUAAAUACAUUUGGUUAUAUAGCCAAAGCCAUCGGACCUCAGGAUGUAUUGGCUACCCUACUUAAUAAUUUGAAAGUACAAGAACGUCAAAAUCGAGUUUGUACCACCGUGGCAAUAGCCAUUGUUGCAGAAACCUGCGCACCGUUCACUGUUUUACCUGCUUUAAUGAAUGAAUAUCGAGUACCGGAAUUGAAUGUUCAAAAUGGUGUAUUGAAGUCUCUUUCAUUCUUAUUUGAAUAUAUCGGAGAAAUGGGAAAAGAUUACAUUUAUGCCGUAACACCAUUAUUGGAAGAUGCAUUGAUGGAUCGUGAUUUGGUUCAUAGACAAACAGCUUGUACUACAGUAAAACACAUGUCACUUGGUGUUUUUGGACUUGGUUGUGAAGAUGCACUUUUGCAUUUAUUAAAUUAUGUUUGGCCAAAUAUUUUCGAAACUUCACCUCAUGUUAUAAAUGCCGUGAUGGAAGCGAUUGAAGGUUUAAGAGUUGCUAUUGGACCUGCCACAGUUUUACAAUAUACUUUACAG